This is a messenger RNA of Drepanopeziza brunnea f. sp. 'multigermtubi' MB_m1, 1794 nucleotides long. RefSeq lists its product as uncharacterized. Gene Ontology annotation, molecular function: metal ion binding; oxidoreductase activity, acting on single donors with incorporation of molecular oxygen, incorporation of two atoms of oxygen. The record is from RefSeq and is a predicted model, not a curated record. Lineage: Eukaryota; Fungi; Ascomycota; Leotiomycetes; Helotiales; Drepanopezizaceae. Gene Ontology annotation, biological process: lipid oxidation.
AUGCAUAUCCCUUCCUCGUCUCUCGCUUGCGUAGCGACCCUCCUCACAGUCAUUACAACUACACACGCCUUCGCUACCCUACCCUCUACCGGUAAUUCCAGCAACGUUACAGCUCGAGCAGAUGCUAUCCGUGAGAAAGCUGCAGGCUGGCUAUAUGGCCCUUCACUGAUCGGAAAUGCGGCUUUCUUCCCUACGGGCGUGCUAGCGGAAAAGAGAAUACAGUCCGAUAUUGAGCUGUUCAAGGUCGACUCGAAUUUCAUAAGGAGCGCGGUCGUGGUGGAUUCGCCGCGAGUACAGCAGGCUAUUGCUGCUAACGGUGGGCUAAAUAGCACCGACGACUACAUUCAUGUUUUGUACGAUGGUCAGUGGCUCAAUGCCGUCCCGGCCGGGACCAGCAAAGGCAUCCUCGCCAACUACACCUCCGACCUUCUUUUCUCCAUGUCCCGCUUAAGCUUAAACAGCUGGCCCCUACGCCGGCUUGCCCGCUCCGACGACCUGCCCUUCUCCUUGGACGAUGAUACGGCCGUGCAAAUCACCACGCUGACCCUCGCCGCGUUGAAGGAGGCGAGGAGACUGUUUGUAGUGGAUCACAGCUACCAACAACGUUACAAGAAGUCGCCCCUACGAUAUGGGGCUGCGUGCACGGCGCUGUUCUUCAUCCAUCCGGUCUCGGGAGACUUCUUGCCGUUGGCGAUCAAGACGAACACGGGUGCGGACUUAGUGUACACGCCACUGGACGGCGAGAUGGACUGGAUGCUGGCCAAGAUCAUGUUCAACUCAAAUGAUCUCCUACACGCGCAGCUGUAUCAUCUGGUUGCGAGCCACAACGUGGCCGAGAUUGUGCACCAAGCUGCCAUGAGGACAAUGAGCGACGAGCAUCCGAUUAUGCUACUGCUCGAUAGACUACUUUACCAGGCUUACGCCGCCAGACCCGUGGGUGACUCGAUCGAAUUAUUUGCGGACGGCGGAGCCUUUGACCAGGCCUUCCACAUGACUGCCAGAGGAGCUAAAGAAUUCGUCGCCGAAUGGUAUCCUGUCGCCGGCCGCCUGAAGAGCAACUACCUCGACCCAGAUCUUGCGUCGCGAGGACUGAUCGAGUGUUCCGAUGGGCCUGCACUGAAGCACUUCCCAUUCUACGAAGAUGUGAAGCCGAUCCAUGCGGGGAUCAAGAAGUUUAUUACGAGCUUCGUCGACACGUACUACUCCUCCGACGCCAUCAUCGCCGAGGAUACCGAACUCGCAGCCUGGGUCACCGAAGCCCGGACCAACGCUCAAGUGCUCGAUUUCCCCUGCGCCGUGCAAGCGUAUGGGACGGUGCCGCCCACCUGCACCAAAGCCCAUAUCAUCGAUCUCCUCACCCACAUCGCCUACCUGGUUGGAGUGCAACAUCAAGCCCUCAACACCGGCGCCGGAUUCCAAAGUACAGGCACGCUCCCCCUCCAUCCCGUAGCAUUGAACGCCCCGCUCCCCACCGCAAAGAACGUCACCGACGUCCUCCCCUGGCUGCUACCUCCCGCGGCCGCCGUGUUCCAGCUGAACCUCCUCGCGCUCUUCAACAGACCGACAUACGAGUCGCUGAACAAGACGCUCGUGUGGCAGUUCUCCGACGACACGUUUCUGAGCAACUUUCCCAGCACCAUCAGCGAGGCGGCGCAGACGUUCAAGGAGACGAUGGAGGAGGUGAGUCGGGGGAUAAGGGCGAAGACCUUUGAUUCCGAGGGGCUGAGCCAGGGGAUGCCCUUCGUGUAUCGGAACUUGGACCCGGGGACUGUCCCGUUCUAUCUGGCAAUCUAG